Messenger RNA from Drosophila kikkawai, 1969 nucleotides. RefSeq names its product optix (gene Optix). The record is from RefSeq and is a predicted model, not a curated record. Gene Ontology annotation, biological process: regulation of transcription by RNA polymerase II. Gene Ontology annotation, molecular function: DNA-binding transcription factor activity, RNA polymerase II-specific; RNA polymerase II cis-regulatory region sequence-specific DNA binding. NCBI's taxonomy places the organism in Eukaryota, Metazoa, Arthropoda, Insecta, Diptera, Drosophilidae. Gene Ontology annotation, cellular component: nucleus; transcription regulator complex.
AUGGCCGUUGGACCGACGGAGGGCAAACAGCCGCCCUCAGAGAGCUUCUCGCCCACGCACCACCAGAUUAUAGCACCCAGCCCCAUCCUGGCCGUACCCACGCUGGCCUUCUCCGCCGCCCAGGUGGAGAUCGUGUGCAAGACCCUGGAGGACUCCGGCGACAUUGAGCGCCUGGCCCGCUUCCUCUGGAGCCUGCCGGUGGCCCUGCCCAACAUGCACGAGAUCCUCAACUGUGAGGCGGUGCUCCGGGCCCGCGCCGUCGUCGCCUACCAUGUGGGCAACUUCAGGGAACUGUAUGCAAUAAUAGAGAAUCAUAAGUUUACUAAGGCGUCCUACGGCAAGCUGCAGGCCAUGUGGCUGGAGGCCCACUACAUUGAGGCCGAGAAGCUACGCGGUCGAUCACUCGGCCCCGUGGACAAGUAUCGAGUGCGCAAGAAGUUUCCCCUGCCGCCGACGAUCUGGGAUGGCGAGCAGAAGACCCACUGCUUCAAGGAGCGCACGCGGAGCCUACUGCGCGAAUGGUACCUUCAGGAUCCGUAUCCGAAUCCCACCAAGAAGCGGGAGCUGGCCAAGGCCACCGGCCUGAAUCCCACGCAAGUGGGCAACUGGUUCAAGAACCGACGCCAGCGGGAUCGGGCCGCCGCGGCCAAGAAUCGCAUUCAACACAACCAGAACCAGGGACUCGGCUGCCGUAGCCGGCGGGCGGAUGGCGCCGCCUCGCCCACGCCCUCGGACAGCUCCGACUCGGACAUCUCGCUGGGCACUCAUUCGCCGGUGCCCAGCAGCCUGCAGCUUCAGCACAGUCCGGGCAGCACCUCUAACGGAGCCAACGAUCGCGAGGAGAGCCUCAGCGUGGACGAUGACAAGCCGCGCGACCUGAGCGGCUCUCUGCCGCUGCCUCUUUCUCUGCCCCUGCCGCUGGCCUCGCCCACAAGCACGCCACCCCAAUUGCCGGUGGGUGGUGGCUAUGCAGGAGCUGGAGCAGGAUCUGGUCCGGGAGGACCACUGUCUGCGGCCGGUUGCCUGCCGCCCUUCAAGCUGGACGCCGCGACCAGCCUGUUUAGUGCCGGCUGUUACCUGCAGAGCUUCAGUAACCUAAAAGAGAUGUCCCAGCAGUUCCCCAUCCAACCGAUCGUCCUGCGCCCACACCCACAGCUGCCGCAGCCCCUGGCCCUGAACGGAGCCUCCGGCGGGCCACUGCAUCAUCCCGCCUACGCGGCCGCCUACAGUGUGGAGUGUGUGCCCGGCCACGGACCUCAUCCGACACAUCCGCAGCCGCCCAAGCUGAGGAUCAACUCACCGGAGAAGCUCAACUCCACGGCGGUGGCCACGGCUGGCUCGGGUGGGGCAGGCGGAGGGCCUAACCAUCACCACGAGGCCACCACCACCACCACCACGGGUUAUCACCACAGCGGGCAGCUGCUGCUGCACCGACCCUUCUCCACGUCACCGGAGCUGAAGCACAGUGCCCCCGAGAUCACAUGAUAUCAGCGGGUCUGAGGAGGAGGAGGACUCCUCCGAUCACCCCAAUCCUAACUCCAUAAGAACCCACCACCACCCCGAAGCACUAAGGCCCAGCUAUUCAGAUUGUUUCAAUUGUAUUUCUAAGUUAGCCGUAGUUAAGCGCAAUCCCCGCGGCGGAGUUCGAGCAAUAUUCGAUCCUGGCCACCGGACUCGUUUCCUAUAUCACGACCCCGAUAUUACCUAUACCUAUACCUAUACCGUUAUCCAGCAGCAGCAAAACGCAAGCGUCGCACACGCACACGCACUCUUCAAAGAUAGCAAUUUAAGCCGGAUGGAAAGUGGGAUUCCCCGAUGCCGAGUUUUGGGAUCCCAAAACUGAACUUGAAUUCGAAACGUUUUCAUUCUAAUUUUUGUGUGUGUGUACGUAUUUGUAAAUAGAGUUUAAGUAUGCAAAUCAUAGAGCUUACGUAUACAUUUAGAUUGCAAUAAAAGAAAAACAACCGAA